CCAGAACCGGCGUUGAGGCGGGGGCCCCCGGGGCCGGAGCGCGGCCGCCAUGGACAAGAUCCUGGAGGCGGUGGUGACGUCGUCCUACCCGGCCAGCGUGAAGCAGGGGCUGGUGCGGCGCGUGCUGGAGGCGGCGCGGCAGCCGCUGGAGCGGGACCAGUGCCUGGCGCUGCUGGCGCUGGGCGCGCGCCUCUACGUGGGCGGCGCGGAGGAGCUGCCCCGCCGCGUGGGCUGCCAGCUGCUGCACGUGGCGGGCCGCCACCACCCCGAGGUCUUCGCCGAGUUCUUCAGCGCGCGCCGGGUGCUGCGGCUGCUGCAGGGUGGCGCCGGGCCGCCGGGCCCCCGCGCGCUGGCUUGCGUGCAGCUCGGCUUGCAGCUGCUGCCCGAGGGGCCGGCGGCCGACGAGGUGUGCGCCCUGCUGCGGCGCGAGGUGCUGCGCACCGUGUGCGAGCGCCCGGGGCCCGCCGCCUGCGCGCAGGUGGCUCGGCUGCUGGCGCGGCAUCCGCGCUGCGUGCCCGACGGCCCGCACCGCCUGCUCUUCUGCCAGCAGCUGGUGCGCUGCCUCGGCCGCUUCCGCUGCCCCGCGGAGGGCGAGGAGGGCGCCGUCGAGUUCCUGGAGCAGGCCCAGCAGGUGAGCGCGCUCCUGGCGCAGCUGUGGCGGUCGCAGCCCGCCACCAUCCUGCCCUGUCUCAAGGAGCUGUUCGCUGUCAUCUCCGGCACAGAAGAAGAGCCGCCGUCUAGCGCCCUGGCCAGUGUGGUGCAGCACCUCCCAUUGGAGCUCAUGGAUGGUGUUGUCCGGAACCUCAGUAAUGAUGACAGUGUGACGGAUGCCCAGAUGUUGACCGCCAUCAGCAGAAUGAUCGACUGGGUGUCCUGGCCCCUGGGGAAGAACAUUGACAAGUGGAUCAUCGCACUGCUGAAGGGCCUCGCUGCUGUUAAGAAGUUCAGCAUCUUGAUCGAGGUUUCACUUGCCAAAAUUGAAAAGGUUUUCUCCAAGCUUCUAUACCCCAUUGUCCGGGGAGCCGCCUUGUCUGUCCUCAAGUACAUGCUCCUAACCUUCCAACACUCCCACGAGGCCUUCCACCUGCUUCUCCCUCACAUCCCCCCCAUGGUGGCCUCUCUGCUCAAGGAGGAUUCCAACUCAGGGACCAGUUGCCUGGAGCAGCUGGCGGAACUGGUGCACUGCAUGGUGUUCCGUUUCCCAGGCUUUCCAGACCUGUAUGAGCCAGUCAUGGAGGCUAUAAAGGACCUCCAUGUUCCCAAUGAGGACCGUAUCAAGCAACUGCUGGGACAGGAUGCCUGGACUUCACAGAAGAGUGAACUGGCUGGUUUCUAUCCCCGACUCAUGGCCAAGUCAGACACGGGGAAGAUUGGUUUAAUCAAUCUGGGCAACACAUGCUAUGUGAAUAGCAUCCUUCAGGCCUUGUUUAUGGCUUCUGACUUCAGACACUGUGUGCUCCGUUUGACUGAGAACAACUCGCAGCCCUUGAUGACUAAGCUGCAGUGGCUUUUCGCCUUCCUGGAGCACAGCCAGCGGCCUGCCAUUUCUCCAGAGAACUUCCUCUCGGCAUCCUGGACACCCUGGUUCAGCCCUGGCACCCAGCAGGACUGCUCGGAGUACCUUAAGUACCUGCUGGAUCGGCUGCACGAGGAGGAGAAGACCGGGACCAGGAUCUGCCAAAAGCUCAAGCAGUCCCGCUCGCCCUCCCCGCCCGAGGAGCCCCCGCGCCCCACGUCGACCUCGGUGGAGAAGAUGUUUGGGGGCAAGAUAGUGACCCGGAUCUGCUGUCUGCGCUGCCUCAACGUCUCCUCCCGGGAGGAGGACUUCACGGACCUCUCCCUCGCCUUUCCCCCGCCCGAGCGCUGCCGUCGGCGCCGCCUGGGCUCCGUGAUGCUCCCUCCCGAGGACGUGGGCAGCCCAGACCCCCGGGCCCAGGCCCCAGGCAGGGCGGGUCCCCAGCGCCAGAGAAAACACUGCAUCGCGGUGGACACCCCGCCCCCCGUGCUGGACAUUGACCGCCCGGACGCCCAGGCGCCCGGGGCGGGGAGCAGCCUGGAGGUGGAGGUGCGCAGCGAGGAGGGCGCACGGGGGGCGCGCGCGGAGGAAGGCACGCAGGGCGAGGAGCCGUGGCCCCAGGAGGAACCCCAGGAGCCCCAGGAGAAGGGGCUGGCGGAGGAGAAGGCGGCCGAGGGCAGGAAGCGCGUGGAGGACGAAGAGGCCCCUCCGGGCCCAGGGCCCCGCAGGGCGGCCGCCCCCGCCGCCGGGGAGCCGCCGAGCGCCCCCGAGGCCUCGCGCUCCGUCCUGGACCUGGUCAACUACUUCCUGUCCCCCGAGCGGCUGACCGCCGAGAACCGCUACUACUGCGAGCCGUGCGCGUCGCUGCAGGACGCCGAGAAGGCGGUGGAGCUGAGCCGCGGGCCGCGCUACCUCAUCCUCACGCUGCUCCGCUUCGCCUUCGACCUGCGCACCAUGCGGCGCCGCAAGAUCCUGGACGACGUGGCCAUCCCGCUGCUGCUGCGCCUGCCGCUGGCCGGGGGCCGGGGCCAGGCCUACGACCUGUGCAGCGUGGUGGUGCACUCGGGCGUGUCCUCCGAGAGCGGCCACUACUACUGCUACGCGCGCGAGGGCGCCGCCCGCCCCGCCGCGGCCGCCGACAGGCCGGAGCCCGAGCACCAGUGGUACCUGUUCAACGACACCCGCGUGUCCUUCUCCUCCUUCGAGUCUGUCAGCAACGUCACCUCCUUCUUCCCCAAGGACACGGCCUACGUGCUCUUCUACAGGCAGCGGCCCAAGGAGGGGGCCGAGGGGGCCGAGCCAGGCUCUCCCAGAGUCCGGGCAGAGCCCACCCUCCACAAAGACCUGAUGGAAGCCAUCUCCAAGGACAACAUCCUUUACCUGCAGGAGCAGGAGAAGGAGGCUCGAAGCAGGGCGGCCUACAUCUCUGCACUCCCAUCUCCACACUGGGGCAGGGGCUUUGAUGAAGACAAGGAUGAGGAUGAAGGCUCUCCCGGGGGCUGCAACCCUGCAGGUGGUAAUGGUGACGACUUCCACAGACUGGUCUUCUGAUGGGAGCCCUCCCCAACCUGCUCCCAUCUGUGGGGAGGCCUUGACCCCUUCCUUCUGGGAGCUGGGUGGGGGCCAGGCCCCGAGGAGAGGUGCUCUGCUGGCAGGGGUCUGUGGGUCUGGGCUGUGAUGGCAGCCCAGUCCUGAAGGCAGGCCCUUCCAAAGGCAAGAAAGGUGGAGAGGGAGCUGCUGGGACAGCAGUCCUCAACCUGACGGGUGCGCGGAGGCUCAGCUAUAGAGGUGAGACCUAAGCUCUUUGCACUGGCCUUGGGCCUGGCUCUGGGAUUGGCCCCAUUAAGAUUUUACACCCAAGUGUCCUGGUCAACUUGAAGCAGCUGAGGUGGACACGCGCUGGGCCCUGCCCCCCGCCCCCAGCAGGUUGCCCGCACUGGAGUGUUGAUCUGCUUAGGACCCAGGAGGGCUCACGUGCACCGCUCUAGUGUUUUGCCAUCAAGUAGCAUUUCCUUCCAGCUCCUUUGACAAUCCUACUGCUCUAUAGCAUAAACGGCAGAGCAGGACCCUAGUCCUUGCACAAAGAAGGGGGUGCUGUGUUUCACCUCUGGCUUCCUUGUUUCUCUGAAGGGCUGCAGGGGCAAUGUGCGUGGUGCCUUUUGUGGGUACUGCAGCAUUUGGCCUGUUGACAUGAAUGUAGGUGGGAAGCAGCAGGGCACAGGGCAGAGACUCAGACAAUCUCGUCUGGUCUGUUUCCCCCACACCAAGCAACAGUGGGAGACCCUCAACCCCGGCCCCUCUCCCCCAGCCUGCCUCAGUGCCUGAGAUGCCACCAUUUGUACCCCUUUCUGGUUAAGAUAGAGGGGCCUUAUUUUUCUGCAGAUGUUUCUCAUGAAGCCAUUGUCCAUUCUGAGGGAAGCUGCUGGCUCAGCUCCUCAGCGGUGGGUCUUUAGAGCAGCGGCCUGGGGGGAGCAGAUACUGACCUCGUCGUGCCCUGACACUGCUGUAGCCCCGUCUAAAUGGAGCGUGCCAGGGCCUCACAGGAAUAAAUAUAGUUCUCGGAAGCCUUUAAAGACGUCUUUCUUCCCCGCCUCAGGGGCUGUGAUGUCCGGGUCACCCUUGCUUUCUUACUGUGUUUGGGGAAUGAGGCGAGGUCCCCUGGCCCCACUGACUUGUGCGCUAUACCCUGGGAGGUGACAGCACCUUGCAUUCAGGUGCCCUGUGAAUAAGGUGGGGGCCUGACUAGUGCUGGGACAGAAGCAGCUGCAGGUGCUGGCAGAAGGAAGCAGAGCAUUCCUGAGAAGCAAGGGAACCAUCCCUCUCUGGAAGGGCAGGCACCUAGGUGAGUCCCCUGUACAGCAUCCCAUUGGGCAGGCCCAGUCCAUCAGGAGGGGUUGGAACCCCAAUAUCUGGAGACUGUUCAGACCUCCUAAAGCCCUGGGUUUCCCAGAAAUGGCUAUAGCCGGUACCAUAUUCCUUCUGCUUUCCCUCCAAGAACCUGGGGGCUGUGGCCUCUCUGGGGCUAGGCCUAGGUGGUGCCCCGUGUUUGGGUUCAGCAUCAACCUUCGCACCGGGCCAAUCCCCAUUGGGGAACAGAGGUGGUGGGAAGGCAGAGCCCCGCCUGUAGGUGAAGGAGCUGACAGCCUCCCCUGAGGGCAGGCUGGUAGCGGCCUAAUCCAAACCCACCUCUGUACUUCCAGUCCAGCGCCUGCUAAGAAAGAUGAAUUGGCAGAUGUUGCUGCAGUUUCCAUUUUAUACAUCAGAAAUACAGACUCUGAGGUAAGGAGGAUUCAUUCUUGUUCCCGGCCAAGAAAAUUACCUGAUUCUUUUCUGUUACAAUGAAGGUGGAACAGGCUGGCAGCCCAACCUUCCUGGGCUUGUGAGAGAAACUAGUGUGAGCAGAUUUCUUUAGAAGUGGAAGCCUGCACAAGGGCACCCCCGUGCUGGCGCGAGUGGGCGUGUCCGUCUUCCGCAGACAAGGCAGACUCAGCAGCCCUCGCUGGUUGCUUCUAAUGGACUUUAUUGUUGUCCUGCUCCAACACCACAGUAAACAGGGCCCCGCGAGCGCCAGGCCUGCGCCGUGUGUCACCACAGCAGAAAACAGGACCCACCUAAACACGCCCCCACCCCGCCCCAGACCUACGCACAGGAUAAAUAGGUGUUACAAAUCUUGUUUUAAAGAAAACAGAAAACAGAAUAAAUUAAUAACUUAAGUGAUUAGGCACCAACAGUGAUUUGAAAAAAUUAAAUGUCAAUUUUAAAUGGCAACAGGGAAAGAGCCCAAGGCUGGGCUUCUCCUAGCCCAUUUUCUCGUCCCAACAAAUAGUGACAGUGACAGCUCCGUAUGAAAUGAUUCUAAAGUUUCAAGACGCAUUUAGCCAACACACAAGAACACAUACACCACCGAAUACCGCGUGACAGCCUCAAGCUCCAGCGGGCCCCUAGAGGCAGCCCGCUAUGGCCCCAGGCCCCAAAGAACUCGAGAAUCCCAGCACAGCAGCCCCUUAGGAGGGGCUCUAGAGCUCAGGUGGCCGGCCUUGCGCCCCCACUUUGCGGAUGAAGGCCCAGAGCGGGAAGGGUGUGAGCGUCUCCCUCCUGCCCUGAAUUCCUUUUCCAGACCCCUGGGGGGUGUGGGGGGGUGCUAGCUGGCCAUGGCUUGGGCUGAGGCCUCAGCCUCAGGGUAAAGGGCAGACUGGAGUUGAGCUCAUGCUCCAGUCACUUCAGAAUGGUUGUGCUUCGGUGCUGGGAGUGGGGGCACAGCUGAGAGGUUUCAAAUGUAGAAGUUACCGAAAUCAGCCUAGGGAGGGGACUGGGUUAAUGGGCUAAGGCUCUGGUCCCUGGCGGUCCAGACCUUUGAGAGAAAAGUCAGAGCAGAGGGCGUUCCCCCAGAGCCCCGCUAACCACCCAUCUCGGAGGCCGCCCUCUUCUCCCACUGUUCCUGUUCUAGUUGAACUCUAGCGCCGCCAGUGGAUAAGGACAGCUGCUGCUCUGGCGCGUCCCCAGAUAGGAUGAGGCCUUGUUUGAGUUAUGCUGGCUGAGAAUGAUCUCCGUUCUGAUGUGUCAGUCCUUGCCAGGGCGACAGGCGUGGUGGACUCUGACCCGCGGAUAGACCAAAGGUUUUUACACUGGUCCAGCAGGUGUGUACCGGCUCUCUGGUGAUUGGGGCUUGUGAGCACCUCUGCUUUUGACAGGCCAAGUUCCUCCUCUCCGAUGCUUCCUUUUGCUUGUCUAUCUCAGGAGCUCCAUCACGGCACACUCAGGAAACACAGGCACACAGGGAGGCCACUGGGGCUGGGAACUGAGGGUAUGGACACCUGGCCCUCCUGUAGGCUGCCGGGGGUACAGGUAUGACACCCCAUUAAAAGCUCUGCCAUAUGUGGCCCUGCCAUAUGGGACACAGGGCUGGGCAGAAUGAACCAGCAAGCCUUGCCCAGCACCUACCACCGUCCUUACACCCGUGGAGACAGGUGCAUGGCGCCAUAGCUUCCAAGUGGCCGGACCCAUCCUCUCUAAGAUUAGUUAUUCUCAAAACACAAGUCUUUCCAAGUCACGCCUCCUUCCUCCACUCCAAGGCCUGUCUCAGGGCCUUUUCCUAGAAACUGUCACUGAUCUUCACCCCUCUCUACUCUGCUGUCCAUCACCAAUGUUUUGUCUUCGUCUUCUCACUGACUGUGACCUCAAGUACAGGGACAAAGUCUGAUUCAUUCCAGUGUCUGUAGUGCCUAGCCCAGAGCCCAGCUACAGUGGCCAUUAGUUGGUGGGGGCUGGAAACUAAUACUAGGAGAAGGGCAAUUAUUGAGAAAGGAGGUCCUCCCAGAUGGGACGUCCCCGAGAAUGGUCCGGCUGCGUGUGCACGUGCUCACGGGAGCUGCAAGGUACGCAACAGCCAUUCCCAUAAACAUGGUAGAGGCUGUUUUGUGGAGGAGGAAGGUCCGUUCACCCCCGGGUAGGAUGAGACACCAGGUCAGCCCAGUUGCCUUUGAAAUCCUUGAAUUUGGUCAAGAAACUUUCAGCAUAGAAGAUUCAGAUCCCCUAGGCAGGGCAUCAAGUUGUGGUAUAAAUUGAUGCCCCAUCUCCUGCCUCUGGGUGCUCAUCUAAUAGCCUUUCAAGCUAUGGGAGGAGGGGUCUGGCCUCCCUGUAGACAGAUUUAAGUCCACUGUGGCACCUGGAAUGUGGGGGAGCAACAGAAGGCCCAGCACCAGGCCACACUCGCACCUGUCCAGGGCCCUGGCAUAAGCAGCCGGCCAUUCCCCACGUGUCCUCCUCCUUGUACUGCUUGCUUCACCCAGUGUCCAUCUGUCCUGGGAGCUGCCCUCAUCACGCCACCCUCCUGACGUAACCUAAUACUCCUUCACUUUCUGUUCCACCUGCACUUGGCACUGCCUGGGGACCCCAUCAGGUCCUCUGGACCUAUCUCCCCUCCCUGCAUCAGUGUCUCGCACCACCCAGCCUGCAGAAACUCACGUGCUGCACAAUCCCUCCUGUAGUGUCCUGUGCCUCUGCCCAGCUUGUUCCUGUACCAGGGCUGCCCCUCAGUCCCUGUAUCACCUCUGUGCUCCCUGCACCCAACUCCAUUUCUCACCCUGCACUGCUUCCCACACCUCCACCAGCCUCCCUCCCUGUGCUUACACACACACACACACACACACACACACACACACACACACACACACGUGUGGCAGGCUGCCGUGCCCAGCACGGCCCAAGCCUCCAGCCAGGUGCUCUCAGUGGGUGGGGACUUGGAAGAGGAGCACAUUCCAUCCUGGUACAGAGUGGGCCUAUAGCCCACCCCCAUCUCCUGGGCGCCAAGCCCUGCUCCUUAUUCUUGGUUGCCCAGCCUCAGUUUCCCCUUUUGUCCGCAGCCUUCUACCUCCCCCACACAACAGCUGCCCUGCCUGCUGCUUGGGCUGAGAGCAGGGGGUCACUGCAGGUACAACUGCUGUCUGCCUCUGGGGAUCUACUGCCAUUUACCCUCAAGACCACCUCUAACCUUUUAUCUUCUGGCAGCCUUGCCCCUUCCUUGCCAAGACAGAUAGGGAUGAAGAAGUUCACGUCUACUUUGGUCUGCUGGUCCUUGGCGCCCUGGGUCAGCAAGAUGACUUGGCUGGAGGAGAGGUAGCCCAGUCGCUGAAGGGAAGGAGGCUGAGGGCUGUGACCGAAUGUGAGGUUGGAAUCUGGCUCAGAGCCCCACCGCCUCCCUCCAAACAUCUGGUAGAGAUUCAGGUCUAAAGGGCAGGAAGAGGCUGAAGGAUGUUUUUUGGCAAUAGCUCUAACUAAGGUGGGUCAAGGCUUAGCCAUGACUAAUAAAACCAAAGGUGGGUCGAGUGGGGAGAGGAAGUGCCUCAAUCAGGCCCUUACCUCCCAGGGGAAGGGUUCAGGGUCCCUGAUGUCAAGUGCUUUGAAGGCCAGAGUGGCAAAGUAGAGAGGAGGAGGCUGGAGGAGGUGAUGGGGACGAGAGAGGGGUUUGGGGUGGAGGCAGCUCCAGAAACACUGCCUCCUGGCCCCUCUCCAGGCGCGGCAAGCCCCCGAGUCACAGCUUGGCGCCCUUGGAAGGCUCCGAGGACUGUCGCACAUCUGUCCACUCCUGCAUGGUGUUCUGCAGGGCCUGGGUCUUCUCCUUGUCCACUUGAACGUAGUCUACCUUCUCGUCGGAAGUGACGGAUGACGUGGAUGGCUAGGGGACAGGGUAUGUGAGCUGUCAGUAAGGUGGGGAGCAGGUGGGCUGUGCCUGCCAGUUGACUAGCUGCAGGAGCCCGUCUUCUUUCUCUGAAAGUGGUCUUAAAGCCUGACCCCCAAAUUGCACCAUCCCUCCUGUUUAAGGCAAUAGCCCCUGCCAGGCCGCCUGAUUUCUCAGCUCUUUGGAAGUCCCAGGGCCUUCCUUGGCCUGGUGGAAGGAUCCAGGCCUUCAGCUCUGUUCUCACCACCAGCCUGUGCCACUCAUCUGGGGGAAGGAAUUUUCUGGGCACAACACAGCACCAGCCAUAGGACGUCGUGUGUGUUCCUUGAGGAGCCGCCCUCCAUCAGGGAGCUCCUGGCCUGGGCAGCUAAGCAUGCUUCCUACCAAGGCUUUCGUAGGCCCAGAAAUCCCCUCUACGGGACCCCGUAUCAGACAGCGAGUUCUCAGGACCAGGGCACGGGAUUCCUGGAUCUAGCCCUGAUUCACUCAGUGACCUUGAGCAGAUCAGCUGUCUUGGUGUGUAGUCACUGGCUCCUGUGUGCAACAGGGGGAGGGACUAGCUGAAGCGCUUUGCGAUUGCGGGUGCCCUGAGAGAAGGAACGGGGUGCUCCGACUGACGCGCAGUGGACUCCUAAGAGGCCGAGUACUGCUGAUUAGUGUUGAAGGCACCCUCACCUGCAGGAUCCCACCCCAGGACUCCGAGAACCCUCAUACCCUCACCCCACCCACCCCAGGCACCUUGCGGUGGGGGCUGGGGGAACUCGGCUGGAAGUCCAAGGCCAGAUAAUCCACGUUGCCAGUGCUCUUCUUCGGGGCUGGGCUGUUCGUGCCACUGGGGAUGGGAGAUGCAGACACUGGGUUUUGCUGUCGGAGAAGGAAAAGCCAGUCAGUCAGUUUAGGAAACAGACUCACCCACCAUGAGAAAAACACACUGCUGGAAGGAAGCGCUGUUCGCUGACUGAGUCGCGCACUAUGCUAGGACUUUCCAUGUUCUCAUCCAACCCUCGCAACAAUCCUGUGAUGUAUUAUGUGUCUUUUUAAAAACAAAGGGCGGUGAAGGGCGGUGAUCGCCUGUGGUUGUACAGCUGGUGAGCAGGGAUGGGAACCAGGUGCUUUCUGACUCCCAAACCUGUGCUGCUCCUCCCUACCGUCUCGCUUCCCUUCGAAGGCAUCAGGCCCCAUCCCAGCCAGCCUCCCAGACAAACCCAGCCUCUGCUUCCCGGCCUUUAAGAUGCGAAGGCAUUUCCAGCAUGCGCGGGGCCUUGGCCGCCUCCUGCUGCACCAGGUCUGUCUCUGUGGAGCCCACCACGGUCCCCGGGGGGCCGCCGCACCCAGGCCGCUUGUUCCCGUGUGCCUGAGGGGUCCUGUCGCUACUUUGCACAAAGCCCCAGUUCCUCCAGCAGCUCUGCCAGCGACCCGCUCUAGGGUCCUGGCCCCACUCAGGUACCAAGACUACCUUGUCGAGAGUUUUCUGAAAUCUUACUCUAAAUGAGAAAGGCGGGGGACCGACUUUGUUUUUUUUU
Talpa occidentalis (Iberian mole) is the source of this 10216-nucleotide messenger RNA. RefSeq names its product ubiquitin specific peptidase 35 (gene USP35). Gene Ontology annotation, molecular function: cysteine-type endopeptidase activity; cysteine-type deubiquitinase activity. Gene Ontology annotation, biological process: protein deubiquitination. The record is from RefSeq and is a predicted model, not a curated record. The coding region runs from base 50 to 3067 and encodes 1005 amino acids. Lineage: Eukaryota; Metazoa; Chordata; Mammalia; Eulipotyphla; Talpidae. The transcript is spliced from 11 exons. Gene Ontology annotation, cellular component: cytosol; nucleus.